AUGUCGCUGCUUCCUCCAGAGGCGCACAACCAGUUGGUGCAGCUCCUGCAAGGCCUACAGGCCACCGAUAAUCCCACGCGAACAAAGGCGGAAGAGCAGCUCAACACAGCAUGGGUGGCACAGCGACCAGAUGUCCUUCUCAUGGGCCUCGCCGAGCAGAUGGAGGGCGCAACUGAUGAGGGCGGAACUACUGACUCGACUCAGACGCGAUCCUUCGCCGCUGUCAUCUUCCGCCGAAUCGCGACUCGAACCACUAAAGACGCUUCAUCUGGCGAAAACAAGGAAGUCUUUCUCCAGCUCAACAACGAGUCGAAGACUGCCAUCCGAUCGAAGUUGCUACAGUGCUACGCAAACGAGUCCAAGAAGUCGGUGCGCCACAAGAUCGCGGAUGCUGUGGCGGAGAUUGCGAGACAGUACACGGAUGAGACAAUCUAUGCUCCAGACGGUUCGCGAGACACUUGGCCCGACCUCCUCAAUGCCCUCUACCAAGCAAGCCAAUCACCCGAUGCAAACCUACGCGAGUCCGCCUUCCGUAUCUUCGAGACAACACCCGGCAUCAUCGAGAAGCAGCACGAGGACAUCAUUGUGGCCGUCUUCCAAAAGGGUAUCAAGGACGAAGAUGUCAACGUUCGAAUCGCAACCAUGACCGCCUUCUCUUCCUUCUUCCAAUCGCUCAACAAGAAGGCGCAACCAAAGUACUACAUCUUGAUCCCAGACAUUCUCAGCACCCUCGUCCCACUCAAGGAUGAUCAUGAGUCGGAUCUUCUUACCAAGGCGCUCAUGGCUGUCAUUGAGCUGGCUGAAGUUGCAUCAAAGGCAUUCAAGGGAGUCUUUGGCCCACUGGUGCAAAUUUGCAUACAGAUGAUCCAGGAUAAAGAGCUGGAUGACCAGGCCCGCCAGAAUGCGCUUGAGCUCAUGGCUACGUUUGCCGACUACAACCCAAAGAUGUGCAAGCAGGACAAGAACUAUAUUAACGAUAUGGUGACGCAAUGUCUUGCUCUCAUGACGGAUGUUGGUAUCGACGACCACGAUGCAGAGGAGUGGAAUUCGCAAGAGGAUGUCGACUUUGACGAGAGCGACUCGAACCACGUUGCGGGUGAGCAGACAAUGGAUCGCCUCGCGAACAAGAUCGGCGGCAAGGACCUCCUCCCUCCAACCUUCACCUGGCUUCCGCGGAUGCUGCAAUCUGCUGCCUGGAGAGACAAGCACGCAGCGCUGAUGUGCAUAUCUGCCAUCUCGGAAGGUUGCGCCGACAUCAUGGAAGGCGAGCUUCAGCAGGUGCUGCAACUCCUCAUGCCGACACUCACAGAUGCUCACCCACGAGUCCGAUGGGCUGCUUGCAACGCUCUUGGCCAAAUGAGUACCGACUUCAAGGGCACCAUGCAGACCAAGUACCACCAACUUGUGCUCCCAGCUCUCAUCGAGACCUUGACUGCCCCCGAGCCAAGAGUCCAGUCGCACGCCGCUGCAGCUCUUGUCAACUUCUGCGAGGAAGCGGAGAAGGAGAUCCUCGAGCCCUACCUGGACAGACUGCUCACCAACCUAAUGCAGCUCUUGAGAAGUCCCAAGCGGUUCGUUCAGGAGCAGGCCCUGUCUACCAUCGCCACUGUCGCCGACUCAGCUGAAAGCACAUUCGGGAAGUGGUACCCCGAACUCAUGCCAGCGCUCUUCUCGGUACUGCAAGAGCCGAACGAGAAGGAGAAGCGACUGCUCCGAGCCAAGGCCAUGGAGUGCGCAACUCUUAUCGCUCUUGCCGUUGGCAAGGAACGCAUGGGUCAAGAUGCUCUCAACCUCGUUCAGGUCCUGGGCAGCGUGCAGGCCAACAUUGUUGACGACGACGACCCCCAAGAAAGCUAUCUGCUACACUGCUGGGGACGAAUGUGCCGAGUGCUAGGUCAGGACUUCGUGCCAUAUCUACCCACAGUCAUGCCGCCACUCAUGAAAUUGGCGCAAGCCAAGGCGGACAUUCAGUUACUGGACGACGAGGAGAACGUGGCCCAGAUUGAGCAAGAGGAGGGUUGGGAGCUUGUGCCACUCAAAGGUAAAUACAUCGGCAUCAAGACCAGCACACUCGACGACAAGUUCAUGGCUAUUGAGCUUAUUACGGUCUACGCGUCGAACCUCGAGGCCGGCUUCGCACCAUACGUUACGGAGAUCAUGGACAAGGUUGCGAUCAGUGGCCUAGCUUUCUUCUUCCACGACCCAGUCCGUGUUGCUUCUGCAAAGGCCGUUCCACAGCUGCUCAACUCAUUCAAGGUCGCGUAUGGCGUCAACUCAGAACAAUACCUCAACCUCUGGAAGAUAACCAUCGAGAAGAUCCUUGAAGUUCUGGAGACAGAGCCAGCGAUCGAGACUCUUGCCGAGAUGUAUCAGUGCUUCUACGAGGCUGUAGAGGUUUCUGGCAAGGACAGCCUUUCGAACGACCACAUGGCGACGUUUAUCACCUCGGCCGAGAGCGUGCUCAAGGACUACCAGCAACGAGUCAACGAGCGCGCUGAGGAAGCUAAUGAACGCGAAGACGGCGAAGAGCCUGGCGAAGACUACGAAUUCGCAGUUGAGGACGAUCAAACUCUGCUUAGCGACAUGAACAAAGCCUUCCACACCAUCUUCAAGCACCAACAACAAAGCUUCCUCCCACACUGGGAGCGCCUGCUCAACUACUACGACCUCUUCGUCCACAGCCAAGACGCCACACAGCGACAAUGGGCUCUUUGCAUCCUCGAUGAUGUGCUCGAGUUCUGCGGUCCUGCUUCCUGGAACUACUACUCGUACAUCGCUCAGCCUCUGGUCGACGGGAUGCGGGACGACCAGGCUGCGAACCGACAAGCUGCUUGCUACGGUGUCGGCGUUGCUGCACAUAAAGGUGGCGAGCCUUGGGCUGAGUUCGUUGCCGGCAGUCUCCCAAUCCUCUUCGACGUGACACGAAGACCCAACGCACGAUCCGACGACGACGCCUUCGCUACCGAAAACGCUUGCGCUAGUAUCGCAAAAGUUCUGCAUUUCAACCACAGCAAGGUGCAGAACGCUUCGGAGGUAGUCGCUGGCUGGAUCGACACACUGCCGGCCACCAACGACGAGGAGGCUGCGCCCUACGCAUAUGCUUUCCUGGCGCAACUCAUCGAUGACCAGCAGCCUGCGGUGAUGUCGAGAGCUGCUGACUGCUUCAAGUUCAUUGCUCAGGCUCUGGAGGCAGAGACACUACAAGGACAGAUGGCGCAGCGGAUAGUGGCGGCUGGACGUAAGCUGAUUGCUACUGCUGGGCUUAACGCUGAUCAGCUGUUGAACGGUCUGCCGCCUGAGACGCAGCAGACUGUGCGGACGUUGUUUGGGUAG
This is a messenger RNA of Fulvia fulva, 3333 nucleotides long. RefSeq names its product Importin subunit beta-3. Gene Ontology annotation, biological process: protein import into nucleus. The transcript is spliced from 3 exons. Lineage: Eukaryota; Fungi; Ascomycota; Dothideomycetes; Mycosphaerellales; Mycosphaerellaceae. The record is from RefSeq and is a predicted model, not a curated record. Gene Ontology annotation, cellular component: nucleus; cytoplasm. Gene Ontology annotation, molecular function: nuclear import signal receptor activity. The coding region runs from base 1 to 3333 and encodes 1110 amino acids.